GUCCUGCCUUGCCCUGCCUCACCCACCAGGGCCACCACACACACCCUCUCUCUCUCUGUAACAACCCAAGAUGUCCAAGAUCUUGUCCACUUUCGUUUCACCUAUCGUCACUGCCCGGAUUUGAGGGCUGUCCAAUCCUUCGUGUUGCUAUUGCAUUCUUGUUCUUGCGCGUCCUAAUAAGGAUACCUGAAAAACUCACAAAUCCUUCACGCAUUCCUGCCAACUCGUUUGGAUCUCGUUCAAUUCUUUGCGACGAGAUACGAGUUUGAUUGCCACACUCGAAUACGGGAACUUGGCAGCAGCGUCGAUAACUACGGAAACUGCGAAACUGACUAGGAGAUUGGGAGAAAUGAAUGGGAGAAAUUGGAAUCGGAGUUGAAAUUUCAGUCACAAAAAGAGAUCCCGUUCGGAGCAUUCGAUAGCACCUUGAUUCACCAGAGUCAACAGAUUGACUCGAGAGAUUAAAAUACACCGGGAAUUUGAUGGUGGAAACACAAAGUUGGGAAACUUGAGAGUUUGCUUGGGAAGAAGGAAUAGGACCCAAAAUAAUCUAAAUCGAGUGAGGAUCAACAAAUAACUGGAACUACCAACCGGCAACAAAUCUUAUGCCAUCCAAAGGUACUCCUCACUUGCGACACACAGUUUAAGUUGUCGCAUUCAACAAACUUGAGAAUCAAGUCCGACCACGCCGCCACCCAAAGGCACGUUCCGACUUCUAGAAUUUGUUGUGUACCAACAUCACAUUUCACAAUGCCACAUAUUACAACAGCGAUGGAGUGGAGUAGGAGGAGGGGAAUUGGAGAAAUAUUGGUCGAUAGCUUUUUGAGGAAAAGAUCAAUUACAGGAGAUGUCACAAGUGUGAAGGACUCUUUUAGUUCGUGGUCAAAUUGUAUGGCAGCUACAUAUUGCAAAUGGCCUGUCAUAGCAGCAAUUAUUAUCGGUGGCUUGAUGGUCUUUUCUAUAGUCUGGUGUAUAAUAAGAUGUGCUUGUUGUGGCAUGUCCUGUUGUUGCACUUGCUUUUCUUUUCUUAAAUGUUGUGAUUGUUGUGGUGGCUGUUGCGAUGGUAAAAAGGACCGUCCUCACAAGCAUCUUGACGAUUAUCCACCUCCAAACCCAAAUCUAGGCUAUCAAGCCCCAGCCCCAAUGAUGGGCGGCGCUCUUCCUGCACGCCCCGAACCACCCAAAUAUGCAACAUUUGAAGUGGGCAAAAAUGGCCUCGCGGUCGAUCCGCCAAAGACUAUCUCAGAAGAUGCAUUACCACCGAUGCCGACGUGGGAAAACGCGAGCAAAGUACAUGUAAAUGAUGACGAGAAAGGUGAUAUGGGCAUGGAAUUGAAGGAGCUAGAUCCUGUCACGGGACAGAAAAUGCCAUUGAUGAAUGGAGGUGUCGCCAAUAGUCAUCCCAAUAGCCCAGCGGUUGGACCAGGGGAAAGCCCUUAUGGAAGACAACCUCAGGGUAUGAAUAAUGGGUUCAUGAAUCCACAGGAUCCAUAUAACCAAAGUCAAGGCAAUUUAGGAGGAAAUGGAAAUGGUAGAGGAUAUGGCCUAGGAGGAGCGCCGAAUGCAGGAAUGACCCCCGAUCCGCUCAUUGGCUAUAGGGGAACGCCUCCUCCCAUGGGCCCGGGUAAUCAACAAGAUGGAAUGGGAUAUAGAGGGACGCCAGGACCUGGAUCAGUAAUCGCAAUGGGAAAUGCAGGUAUGGGAUAUAGAGGAACGCCUCCACCUGGUGGUCGAGGAUAUCGCGGUGCACCUUCACCAGGCCCAGGAAUGAAUCGUGGACCAGGACAAUUUAGAGGUGGACCAUCCCCAGCACCAAGCCGAGGAUAUGGAGGAUCACCUCAGAGUCAAGACUUUGAACCAACUAUGCCACAAGAAUUUCCUUCCAAUGGCGGUUUCAAUGAUUCACCAGUCUCAGCAUACGGUCAAGCAGAACCAAUGUACGAUAAUCGACCAUACCCUGCCCAACCAUCACGUCAAUUUUCCAAUGAUUCCCCAAGGCCAUUGAACCCAGGAAGAUCAUACACCAACAACACUGAGCAGUCGUAUCAAUCCUACCAAUCAGAUGUUUCCUCCAAUGUCGGUACAUAUCCUCCCCCACGCAUGCCUUCUAGGGGACCUGGACCGAAUGGAGCGAAUGGAAUGAUGUCACCCGGCCCUCAGAUGGGAGGUUAUGGUGGUCCGCAACAAAGAGGGUUGAACAAUCGUUCACCUGCACCACUACAACAGCAACAAUCCAUAUAUGGACAGGGACAGGAUAAUUACGACUACGGAGCGCAGAGAAACAUGACAAGAAGUCCCCCACAGCAGCAAGAGACAUCAGUGUAUCCAGGAUACAAACCUUAUUCUCCACCAGAGCCCGAGACACCAGCAUAUCCAGGAUAUAAACCCUACACUCCAGCUCCUAGAUAGUGAUUGGGGGAUUUAAGGUUAACGACAAGGGUUCGAAAGAAAGCGGGGUGCUAGGGAUAGCCGGUCGAGCGGUACAAUUUAAGGAGUAUAUAACUGUUUGGACAUAUUGGGGUUUAGGGAAAUGGCGUAUUGAGGCGUUUAUAAUGGCUCAUGAAUUCAAGUGCUAUUGGGAUAUUCUUCAUUUGAUGCAUAGGAUGCAAGCGUUUAAAAGACAUUUAGUUGGAUGGUAUAGGGAUAUUUUGAUGAAUACCUCUUGGUUCUUUGGGGGGAGGGGGGCUUUUUUUGGGAAUUGAUGCAACAAGCAAGUGUCUUCGGAAAUUUUCUGGAGUUUUUAUUGUAUAUGUAUAUUCAUGAAUUCUUUUUAGGGGAAGGUUUAGAUACCCCUUGCCUAGCAUGGAUCUAUUUAAGUGUGAUCAGGAUCAUUUUCUGUCUUUCCGGAUAUUGUCCGAUCAUUUUCUGAGAUUGCUGGUAAAAAUUUGUCUAGGAACGAAAGGAUCUUUCGUUCUUAUCAUGUAUAUACACUCCAUUCAAUAAACCUUUAUUUUCGUUUUUACGUACCCA
This is a messenger RNA of Botrytis cinerea B05.10, 2970 nucleotides long. RefSeq lists its product as hypothetical. The transcript has 2 exons. The record is from RefSeq and is a predicted model, not a curated record. Gene Ontology annotation, cellular component: cellular bud neck; plasma membrane. Lineage: Eukaryota; Fungi; Ascomycota; Leotiomycetes; Helotiales; Sclerotiniaceae. The coding region runs from base 751 to 2409 and encodes 552 amino acids.